Molecule: messenger RNA, 765 nt
Organism: Morus notabilis
Lineage: Eukaryota; Viridiplantae; Streptophyta; Magnoliopsida; Rosales; Moraceae
Product: putative glycine-rich cell wall structural protein 1
Exons: 1
Coding region: 93-434 (113 amino acids)
Source: RefSeq, a predicted model, not a curated record
UUCAUAUAGAGUGUUGAAGUACUUUGAAACCCUAACUUUGAGCAUUACUAUUUGCACACUUAAAAAAGGAAAAAUAUAUAUAUAUAUAUAUAAUGGCCUAUUUGAAGUCCUUGGGGCUCAUUGUCUUGCUUUUUUCAAGCUUAUUUAUGGCUUCAGAGAGCCGAAUUGUGGCGAGAAAGGACUUGGGGUUAGACCUUGGUGGAGUGGGGGUUGGAAUUGGUGCUGGGAUUGGUAUUGGACUUGGAGGUGGUGGUAGUGGUAGUGGGGCUGGAGCGGGUUCCGGAUCCGGGUCAGGCGGAUCGAGUUCUUCAUCGAGUUCUAGCUCGUCUUCUUCCUCGUCUAGCUCUGGUGGCGGCGGUGCCGGUUCGUCUGCUGGUUCCUAUGCCGGGUCAAGGGCCGGGUCCGGUUCGGGAAGAAACGGGCGUGGGAAGUGAAGGAAUGCUUAGUAGUCAGUCAUUUUGAUGAAAGUAAGGAAGGAGAUCAAAAGAAUUAGGUGUAAUAUUAUUGGAUAGUCAUGUGUCUUACCGUUAUGAAAAUGGAAUAUCAAUAAAUAGUAGAUGGUGAAAGUUCGUGUGAGUUCUAUGUAAACUUUGUCUUUUUUGUUGGUAAUUCUGUCAUCAUCUUCUUCUUCUUCUUCUUCUUCUUCUGCUUCUUCUUCUUCUCUCUCUCCCUUUCUGGAAGUGUUGAUCAUCAAUACGUAGUUCCCUUGUGUUUAAUUUUAUUUGGGGUCCAAUGUUAAUUAAAUAAGCUGGUUUGUAAGAGUCA